Molecule: messenger RNA, 3431 nt
Organism: Tachysurus vachellii
Lineage: Eukaryota; Metazoa; Chordata; Actinopteri; Siluriformes; Bagridae
Gene: lpla
Product: lipoprotein lipase a
Exons: 10
Coding region: 132-1664 (510 amino acids)
Biological process (GO): lipid metabolic process
Molecular function (GO): lipoprotein lipase activity; apolipoprotein binding
Source: RefSeq, a predicted model, not a curated record
ACUAGUGGAGGUGCUCAAAGCUCAUCAGACAUCCACGCGCAGUCCUUUCACCCGGACUAAACUAAACAUUACUUUGCAAUCAUCAUUUUAUUAAACCCAAGAAAAUAUUUAGCACUUAUUUUGAAGAGAAUAUGGGAAGAGAAACCGUUGCUUUGCACAUCAUCUGGAUGUAUUUUUUGAGUUUUUCUUGCAGUCUUUCAACCACUGUUUCUCCAACAUUGGAAACGAGCACAUUCAUAGGCAACAUCACAACCAACUCUACAGACUGGAUGGAGGAAUUCAGCAACAUUGAGUCCAAAUUUGCUCUGAGAACAAUCGAGGAACCGGAGGACGAUCUAUGCUACAUUGUUCCUGGCCAACGGGACACCAUUAAAGAGUGCAAUUUCAAUCCAGACAACAAGACUUUUGUAAUUAUUCAUGGAUGGACUGUCACUGGCAUGUAUGAGAGUUGGGUUACCAAACUGGUGACAGCUCUGUAUGAACGCGAGCCAGCAGCCAACGUCAUUGUGGUGGACUGGCUUGUCCGGGCACAGCAACAUUACCCAACCUCUGCUGCCUACACCAAGCUUGUUGGCAAUGAUGUGGCCAAGUUUGUCAACUGGCUACAGGCUGAGCUGGAGUAUCCAUGGGAAAAGAUUCACCUACUGGGUUACAGUUUGGGUGCUCAUGUUGCCGGCAUUGCAGGACUUCUCACAAGAAACAAAGUCAGCAGGAUCACAGGCAUGGAUCCAGCUGGCCCAAGCUUUGAGUAUGCUGAUGCCCAGAGCACACUUUCCCCAGAUGAUGCCCAGUUUGUUGAUGUGCUCCACACGAACACCCGCGGCUCACCGGACCGCAGCAUCGGCAUCCAGAGGCCUGUGGGUCAUGUGGACUUCUACCCAAAUGGAGGGACGUUCCAGCCUGGAUGUGAUCUACAGAACACCAUGAUGAUGGUGGCUACCACAGGGUUGAGAAACAUGGACCAGAUUGUGAAGUGUUCCCAUGAGCGCUCCAUCCACCUCUUCAUCGACUCUUUGGUCAACAUGAAGCAGCAAAGCAUGGCAUACCGCUGCAGCUCCAAAGAAACCUUCAACAAGGGUGUGUGUCUGAGCUGCCGCAAGAACCGCUGCAACAAGGUGGGCUAUGAGGUCAACAAGGUGCGCAGCCGCCGGAGUAGCAAGAUGUACAUGAAGACCAGAGAGAUGAUGCCGUACAAAGUUUUCCACUACCAAGUUAAAGUCCAUUUCUUCAGCAAGAGCCAGCUAAGCUAUACAGAUCAGCCCAUGAAGAUUUCUCUGUAUGGCUACUCUGGAGAGAAGGAGAACAUUCCCUACAUUAUGCCUGCUUUGAAAACCAACACCACCAUUUCGUUCUUACUCACCACGGAUGUGGACAUUGGCGAGCUACUGAUGGUGAAGAUUCUCUGGGAGAAGGAUACUAUCCUCAGCUGGCCCUGGUGGAACCCAGACACUUUCCACAUUCGCAAGCUGCGCAUCAAAUCUGGGGAAACACAGUCCAGAGUGCACUUCACUGCCAAGGAUGGUGAGUUCUCCUACCUUGCCCGUGGAGGGGAUGUCGCUGUGUUUGUGAAAGAUAAAGAAGCUCAGUCAAGCCGCAAAAGUGAAAGAUUGCACAAGUUGAAGAUGCAUGGCAGCUCAUUCAAAAAUACUGCCUUAGACGCUUAGAGAGGCCCUCGCUUGUCCAGCAUUUUGCCAGAAACUGAGGGGAACCUGCUGAAACCAGACAGGGAGAGAGACGGUGCAGUUUCUGUACAUUCAGAACCGAGCAAGAUGCAGAAUUGUAGCAAUUAUGUGACCUUCACCCAUAAGCACAUCCUGUAAGGAACCUUUACUUGUGAUAACCUUAAACUGCUGAGCAGUUUAAAAGAAAUGUUUAAUUUCUAAUUACCGCUAAGUAUUAUUGAUUAGCUGAACUGCUCACUGGAGCUCAGAGUAGAGCCAGAACUUGGACCCUGACCACUUCUCAUUGGCUGUAAAUAGGCAUGUGCAUGUUCAACAAACUUCAUGAAUGAAAUGCUGCUUGAGGUUUGUUUGUGGUAGAAAAAUCUGACCAAUGAGACCAGCAAUGAUGUUAUGAUAAUAGUGAUAGAACAAUCAUGCACAUGCCUAGAUGCUAAAUAUUUCUUUAAAUAAAAGAUAAGGAGUCCUUUAUUGUUAUGCAAUAUAUUUGUACGUAUAUGUAAGUAAACUGUUACACUGUUAUAAUGUGUGUAUUGAAUUUUUGUCAGCUUUGGUCAAACCUAAGCAAAAGUAAUAAACAAUGUAGGGAAAAAUGGGCAUCACGCAGGGUUUUACUCAGCUAAAAGGAGCUUGAUAAGUCUCAUAUUGACUGACUGACUCACUGAGUCACUAACUGACUGAUUCAUUGACUGAAUGAUGGAAUCACUAAGUCACUGACUGACCGAUACACUGAGUUACUGACUGAUUAAUCACUGGCUCACUGACUAGCUCUAAAGGUGAUUUCCCUGAUGAACUAGCUUAUUUCAUCUGUGAAAUUAAGCAGCAUGUUUAUUUCUUCUUAUCUGCCUACAUAGCAAUCAAAUACUGAGUGUACUUGAUUACAGUGAAGUAAUUGACACUGAUGUGACACUAGGCUCUGUGCAUAUCAUGGUGAAAUUUUAUAGAAUAUAAAAGACGUACAGCACUCAACAAUUCAGUGAAGCACUGUGUAAAAGCCUAUAUUCUACCUAGAAGAUAACACACAUAAUGCUGAACCUACAGGUCUUCAUGUAUUUAGCAGUCCAAUUUUUGUAUUUAAAUAGUCAUAAUAUGCUGACCACUUGCUAGCACGGGACCAAAUACUCUCUUGGCUGAAUCUAUAUACAGAACUAAUCGAUGUAAAUAUGUUUAAUUGUUCUGUAUUUGGAAAUAUGUAAGUUUAAGUUGUUUUUGUGUCUGUGGAGAAGUUACUGUGUUUGGCACAGGUCACUUUAUAGGCUUGGAUUGUCUUCCUGUUAGAUUCAUUUGUCACUUAAUAUCAUAGGCAGAAGUCCUUUUUCAUUUGCUCAAUUGUUUCCGAUUCACUGAAAAGAUCACUCAAGACCUAAAAUCUAUUAAAUGGGUAUAAGUGUUUGAGGCAUGCAAAAGUAUAGGUUUUGAUUCAUUUUCAGUAUGUAAUCGUGCAUUUAAUCUUGCCUUAUAAUGUGAUCAUUGCCAGACUGUGAAAAAAAGAAUUUUGAACAUUCUUCUGAAAACUUUCCAACAUGUACCAGAAACCGAGCCCUGAGGAAAUCAAAAACAAAAUAGCACUUGUGGAAAAAAAACAAUUCCCCCACAGCAGUCAUAAAUAUAGCAGUGUUAUUUAUUAAUUGUAUAUAUUUGUACAUUAGCCUUGUAUAAACAAUGUAUACCCUUGGGAUUAUUCAUCGUAUUAAUAUUCAAUGCACUGCAUAAAUAUAUUUUAAUAAAGAGUAUGUAUUCUAACUGUCUAAA